This is a messenger RNA of Manihot esculenta (cassava), 2128 nucleotides long. Its product is annotated as F-box/kelch-repeat protein SKIP11. Gene Ontology annotation, cellular component: nucleus. Lineage: Eukaryota; Viridiplantae; Streptophyta; Magnoliopsida; Malpighiales; Euphorbiaceae. The coding region runs from base 279 to 1550 and encodes 423 amino acids. The transcript is spliced from 2 exons. The record is from RefSeq and is a predicted model, not a curated record. Gene Ontology annotation, molecular function: protein binding.
GGUUAUAAAAUAAAGAGGGAGGAUUAAGAGAGAGAGAGAAGGGGGAAAAAGGGGACCUCUAAAAGAUUUAGCUCUCAAAGCCAAUACCAAAGCUUCCUCUGAUUUGCAGAGAGAAUCCAAAGGACGACUAAUAGACAGAGAGAGAGAGAGAGGGAGAGAGAAGCAUACAACUAAGAACGCGAAGAACAGACACAGAGAUAGAUAGAUAGAGAGAGAGAGAGAGAGUUAAGAUUUUGAAAAUACCUACCAAGUCCUUUCUCUUCUUAUCCAAUUCAGACAUGUUGGAGGGUCGGUCCUGUCUGGUAUCGAGGUUGUUUGGUAGCUCCUGCCAGCCAGAAUCCCAGUGGCCUUUCAUGUCUUUACGGCCCAGCGGCAAGCACCCUGUAGAUGGCUCUGAGGACGAUUAUCGACCAAUUAAGUACCCAAGGUUAUCAUAUUGUCGCGAAACCGCAGAGGAGCAAUCUGAUGAUGAUCGAGCAGGGCAGUCUUCUGAUUCCGAUCCUCUUAUUGAUGCCAUUGGCCGUGACAUGUCUAUCAAUUGUCUCAUUCGCUGCUCUAGGUCGGAUUAUGGGUCGUUAGCUUCUCUGAAUAGAAGUUUCCGGUCUUUAAUUAGGAGCGGUGAGAUAUAUAAACUGAGGCGGCAACGUGGUGUUACUGAACAUUGGGUGUAUUUCUCUUGUCACUUGCUUGAGUGGGAGGCCUUUGAUCCCAUUUCCCGCCGGUGGAUGCAUUUGCCUAGGAUGCCGUCCAACGACUGUUUCAUGUGUUCCGAUAAAGAGUCCUUGGCUGUGGGUACUGAGCUUCUUGUAUUUGGUAAGGAGGUGAUGUCCCAUGUUAUAUAUAGGUAUAGCAUUUUAACUAAUUCCUGGUCUUCUGGGAUGACUAUGAAUGCUCCCAGAUGCUUAUUUGGGUCUGCCAGUCGUGGUGAAAUUGCAAUUUUAGCUGGUGGUUGUGACUCUCAGGGAAAAAUCCUGAGCUCAGCAGAGAUGUAUAAUUCUGAGAAUCAAAAAUGGGAGACACUGCCGAGCAUGAAUAAACCAAGGAAGAUGUGUUCAGCAGUGUUUAUGGAUGGAAAGUUCUAUGUCAUUGGUGGAAUUGGGGGAAGUGAAAUGAAGCUUCUUACAUGUGGAGAGGAGUAUGAUCUAGAAACAAAGAAGUGGACUGAAAUUCCUAAUAUGUCUCCUGGACGGGGUGGUGCCGCCAGAGAUAAUGAAAUGCCUGCAGCUGCUGAGGCUCCACCUUUGGUGGCGGUAGUAAAUAAUGAACUAUAUGCUGCUGUUGAUAUGGAGGUCAGGAAAUAUGACAAGGAGAAAAGGUCAUGGUUCAAGGUGGGUGCAUUGCCUGAGCGUGCCGUCUCAAUGAAUGGUUGGGGCCUUGCAUUUAGGGCAUGUGGAGAUCGGCUUAUCGUUAUCGGGGGACCUAGGACUCACGGUGAAGGUUUUAUAGAGCUCAAUUCGUGGGUUCCAAGUGAAGGUUCUCCGCAAUGGAACACGCUUGCCCAAAAGCACUCGGUUAACUUUGUGUAUAAUUGUGCUGUGAUGGGAUGCUGAGGAAUUGGAUUAUGAGGGUACCAUGUUAACUACUAUGAUGCCUCAUUCUAGUGGGAUGUACAAGAUUUUUUUGUCCUCCAACACAACUGUCUUGCUAAUGGUAAUUCCCCCUUAUUUCUUUUUUCAUAUCUUUUCCCUUUUGGUGGGGAGAUGGGGAAGAAGUUCAGAUUUUACUCGAGAUUCAAUAGAAUGUUUUCUUGAAAGGAAGUCUUGAUUUUUUUUUACUUUUACAAAAACUUCAGUUACAUUUUCUUUCAUUGGAUUCGUGUCUUCCCCAUUUUUAGUGACAUGAGAAAAUUCAAAGGUUGAUGUCAUGUAGCAGAGAAAUAGGUUUAAUAAUGUGAAGCACCAACACAUUUAGUAGGUUGUCGUUAGUGUUUGCAGAGGCAAUUUCUUUUUUCCUUUUCUAGAAACACAGAACUGGUUAUAUGGGUUUAAUGAUCCUUAAUUUUCUUGGCAUUACGUUCAAGGCAGGAAAUAAAUUCUGAGAGGUUGUUAUCUGGGAUGGGGGUUUAUGUACUGAUUACAUUUAUCAUUGCAAAUGAUAGGGCUAUAUAUUAUGAGAUUCACUUUUGUAA